Molecule: messenger RNA, 1037 nt
Organism: Annulohypoxylon maeteangense
Lineage: Eukaryota; Fungi; Ascomycota; Sordariomycetes; Xylariales; Hypoxylaceae
Exons: 2
Coding region: 234-770 (178 amino acids)
Source: RefSeq, a predicted model, not a curated record
CAAACCGAUGCACUCGAUACUCAACAUUCACUCCACCCCUUAUUUCCUUUAUGAUAAUAAAAGUUAUAUGUAACUAGUUGGAAUGGAAAAUGUAUUUGCUUGAUGGGAAUUGUUUAAAUGAAUGCAGGAUUGGAAUUGUUCCUAUUCCAAUCAAUCACACUUGAAAGAUGGCAUAACCAUUCCAAGUGCGGAGCUGCAAUACACUAACGCUAGUCUCCACAACAGCAACUGUUAUGACGAUAGUCUCUAUCCUGACGCCCCACUGGGUCUCAUACUCAGUUACAGCCGACACGGGCUCGAAAUUUACGAAAUACAUCGGGCUUCAUAAGAGUUGUUCCUCGGUCGACGACCCAUCGUGUCGGCCAUUCCCGAACGACGAUGACUGUCGCGACGACCAGUUCUUCUGCUCCAUGUGGAGGAGCAGCGGCUUCCUCAUCUCUUUCGCCACCAUCGUCGAGCUCGCGACACUGAUCACCUUCCUCGUCGUCAUGGCUGGAGGCAAGUACAAGCGCGAGACGGGCUGGAAGUUGAUCGGCUGCUUCCUAAUCGCCGACGCCGCGGUCGAGUUUGCAAGCAUGGGCAUUGUAGCCUACCUCUUCGACACAGAUUCUCAAUUCGUCAUCCCUGGCUGGUCCCUGGAUUGGUCCUGGAUCCUAUGUACCGUCAGUGCCACUGUCUCUGUCUUAAUUGCGGCAAGUCUGGCGGCCUCCGCCUGGCUACUUCCUCCGGAAGACGACUACGAAUAUCUGGAGGACCCAAUGGAUGCCUAAAAAAGAAACGGCCCAGGGGGUCAUAUAGGCGGAUGAAUGAAUUGAUGAUGAAAUGGAUGGAGUAUAGAUCUCCGUCGCGGGGCCUCCGACCUUGGAAACGACAUGAAACGCCAUGCAGGAGGUAAUUAGAACACCAAUUAUCUUGUUCGGUGAGGGUUUGAACUGGGAAAUAGUGCUGCGGUGUUCUCCGUCGGUGGGUGUGUGGUAUAUACACGGCAUGUGGCGUUUUUGGGAGGGUCUGCUUUUUGUUUCUUUUGGCUGCAUUAG